Messenger RNA from Bolinopsis microptera, 1665 nucleotides. RefSeq lists its product as uncharacterized. Gene Ontology annotation, molecular function: protein binding. The record is from RefSeq and is a predicted model, not a curated record. The coding region runs from base 35 to 1240 and encodes 401 amino acids. Lineage: Eukaryota; Metazoa; Ctenophora; Tentaculata; Lobata; Bolinopsidae. The transcript is spliced from 8 exons.
CAGAGUUGUUUUACUUUUGCUAAUAAAACUUGUCAUGUUUCUCUUGAAUUGCUGCUUUUUAUUUGGAUCAACUCUCUUACAGAGUGGAGUGUGGGGGUAUGUUGAAGAUUACCACGAGAAGGGAUGCUCAGCGGAAACAGAGUAUUCAGUCUCCACCAGCUUCCCCUGGAACAAGUUACCAACUGUACUCCCAAAGUUCCAUCUCACUGUCACUGACGUUGCUUUCAUUAUACACAACGACAGGUUUCGUGUGUACAGAUCAGGAAGGAAAUCCAGUGCAGGACUAGCGGAGUUUGUUGAGACCGGGAGUUUGGAGCAGCUCAGGAAUACUGUUGGCACUGACGGUUACAUCCUGAAGGGUAUGCGUGACUCAAGUAGUUCUGAAACCACUCCAGUCUUUACAACUAACGUGACGGUGACUUUUGCAAGACGUUUUCUGACUGUCGUGGGCAGGGUGGAUAAAACGCCUGACUGGUUUGUGGCCAGUACUUCCCAGGAUCUCUGUAACCAGGAGCCGUAUUUUAGUGAGAUAACCCAAGAGUGGAAACUUGGAGAUUAUCAGGAUCUUCUCCUGCUCGAUGUUGGAACGUUUAUAACACCAACUCAACGAAAUGCGCGACCUCGUCCAAUCAAACCGAUCAGCUACAACAAGGAUAUUGGAUAUACUGUGACAAAGAACGAUGAAGAUGUAUCUUCUGUCGGAGUUGUGGAUGCUAGAAGAAGAGCGUGUCCUGUAUUCGGAACAUCAGCCUACUCGGUAGGACAGGAGUGGAGACAGGGACCCUGUACCCACUGCAAGUGUCUGGACACCAACAAGGACGUGUGCACCAGGGAGGUUUGUCCGCCUCCCUCCUGCGAGUACUUUGUGUUCCAACCUGACGUGUGUUGCCCUGUGUGUCAAGACAGGAGUGAUUAUUUGAAGAUUGUGGAGAAGACUAGAAACCCAGAUCCCCCAGUGAUUGUAAAGAAGCCCGGUAACGUAACAGUACCUCUGGGAGGUUCCUUCACACUGGAUUGCACUGCGUGGGGCGACCCUGCACCCCAGAUACAACUCCUCCGCAACAGACCUGAAGACUUCGUUCACGUUCAUCUGGACCCUGUCCAGGACGUGAAACCUGGUUUAAGUAGAGCGAGUCUAAAGAUAGAUGUCAUGACAGAAGAUAGAGUUGGAAGAUACACCUGCUUUGUGAACAGUAUCGGAGGGUCUCGCGAAGAACACGCUCAUGUAAUCCUCAAAUGAGAAGUGUCUCUAAAUGAGAAGUGUCUCUAAAUGAGACGUGUCUCUAAAUGAGACGUGUCCCUAAAUGAGACAUGUUUACAGUCUUUAAUUAAGUAGCUUCAAGGAUACUGCUGGAAACGGAUUAUUAUAGAUAGAGUCCUCAGAUCGGUGACUGGCUCAUAAACGAAACUAAAGGGCGAUAGUGCUUUGCAAUCAUCUGCAGGUUUUGAACACUGAUUAAUCAUGAGGAUUGAGGGUUCAAGUUCAACAAAAGACUAUUCUGAUAUUACUGAUUCCUUUUUAGGUUCUUAUUUUAUGUCCUCCUCCUUAUUGAAGUCUAUAUUGUAAUAAUAAUUUUUCCAAUCCUUUACCAAAUAUGUAUAUCAGUCUACAAUCAUGAUAUGUUUAAUUAAUGGUUAAAAUUUUCACAUGACUUUGACAGUCUG